Paramecium sonneborni is the source of this 479-nucleotide messenger RNA. NCBI's taxonomy places the organism in Eukaryota, Ciliophora, Oligohymenophorea, Peniculida, Parameciidae. The record is from the annotation of a GenBank genome assembly.
AAAUGGAUAGAAUUAGAUUAAGGGUUUUAUGAUGGUAAAUAAUUCGCUUAUAAUGGUGAAUAUAAUAUGAAAGGUAUCAAGGUAGAUAGAUGGGAUAUAUUGUGGAAUUACAAUAAAUAGAAUUAAUAGAUGUAAUUGUUGUUGAAGUUUAGGGUGUUAAUACAUUAGUGGUGGUGGAUAAUAUGAGGGUUAGAAAAAAUUGGGAGAUGGAUACAAUUUAGGAUUAAACAAUAAUAAAGAUGUUAUUGUCUCAGCAGUAGUUCUACUAAACUAAAAAUCAAUAAUUUUAUAAAUAUUUGUAUUUGAUUCAUUACAAAUCUAAUUGAUAGCCUUUAUUGACUGGAGUGUGCUUAAUGUAUCAAAAGAUGGUUAAUUAUUCAAUAGAAAGAGAGCUAAAAUGAUGAAUUGAUAACAAUAUAGAGUAUUAAGUUUGAAAAAAGAAGUCAUAGAUAAUUAAGAGCAUGAUACAGAUUUGGCCA